GUCGCUCACAUACUUCUUUCGACGCCCGUCUCUCCUUGCCUUCUCACGAACUUGCCUGUACAUAUACAGCUUCUACGACGGAUCUGCCUGCAUACGACCACCGCAUAAACACCGAAAGCACGUCACCUGCUGUACAAACCGACUGAAGCGCAAUGGCAGAACAGAGCAACUUCGACUUUCUCUUCAAGGUCGUCCUGAUUGGAGAUUCGGGUGUCGGCAAAUCUAACCUUCUCUCGCGAUUCACGCGGAACGAAUUCAAUCUCGAGUCCAAAUCAACAAUCGGUGUCGAGUUUGCGACACGCUCACUGGCUAUCGAUGGCAAGACUGUGAAGGCGCAGAUUUGGGAUACCGCUGGCCAGGAACGUUAUCGCGCGAUCACGUCUGCGUACUACCGCGGUGCGGUCGGUGCGCUGCUCGUGUACGACAUCUCGAAACACCAGACAUACAGCAACGUCACGCGAUGGCUGAAGGAGCUCCGGGAUCACGCAGACCAGAACAUUGUGAUCAUGCUCGUCGGCAACAAAAGCGAUCUGAAACACCUCCGGGCGGUGCCCACAGACGAGGCCAAGGCAUUUUCGUCGGAGAACGGACUGUCGUUCAUCGAGACUUCGGCGCUGGACGCCUCGAACGUCGAGUCUGCCUUCCAGACUAUCCUGACUGAUAUCUACCGGAUCGUGUCGAGCAAGUCCCUUGAGCAGUCGGCUGACCCGAUCAAGCCCUCAACUGGCGACAAUAUCCUUGUGACACCGAGCGUCGAUCCGCAAGCGCAGUCGGGGAGCAAGUGCUGUUAGACGUAGGGCUGUGUGGACGAUGCCAGGAUCAUCGGAUUUCUCUGUACAUAGCGAUACUUGGUCUUUGUUGUAAUUCUCGUGUUUUCGACCUCUUCGAGACAUUUGCCACGUCAAUGAAUGUGCAAUUAUUGUGGUCAGC
Phanerochaete carnosa HHB-10118-sp is the source of this 930-nucleotide messenger RNA. RefSeq lists its product as uncharacterized. Gene Ontology annotation, molecular function: GTP binding; GTPase activity. Gene Ontology annotation, cellular component: recycling endosome. Lineage: Eukaryota; Fungi; Basidiomycota; Agaricomycetes; Polyporales; Phanerochaetaceae. Gene Ontology annotation, biological process: exocytosis. The coding region runs from base 153 to 791 and encodes 212 amino acids. The transcript is spliced from 6 exons. The record is from RefSeq and is a predicted model, not a curated record.